AUCAUCUAGGACGCAUUUAUCCAGCAUAACACAUCGUUGUGGCUACUUUUUUCACUUUGUAGCGCGGCUUAUAGGCUUUGCCGAAGAGCGCGACCUUUUGUCCUCGGAAACGGCACCUUGCACUAUGGGCUUAAACGGGACAUCGAAGAAGGGCAAGGCGAAAGCCGUCACCCCAGCAGCACCAGUCUUGGCGACUCUACAACCUUCGAAGUCUAAAAAGAUAUCCUCUAGCAAGGCCGCCAACAGCACCGCUAGAGGGAAUGCGCAGGAUGAUGAAAGCGACGACGAUGACUACCAGACCACAAGUGAUGAGGACAACGAGGACUCAGAAGACGGGGAAGAUGAUGAAGAAAAGGCACCCCGUGACGUCAGCAAAAAAGGGCUAAAGCGACUGUUGGCCGCUCUGGAGAGGGAAGGGCUGGACGAAUUUGAUGCUGCAAUGCUGCAGGCUGCUGGCGGCCAGAAGAAAGAUCAUGUUGAGAAACAUGAUGAAGAAGAUAAGGACGACGCAGAGAUGGACGAAAGUGAUCAAGAAGAGCUGCCCAUAUUGGCAGCCAAAGGAGAUUCUCUCGCUGCCAGCAUCCUUCGAAGCGGUUUGAUACCUCAGCAAGAUGACGACGAGGACGAGGUUCAGGACGAAGAAUUCGAUGAUUGCGAAGACGAAUGGGAGCAAGAUGGGGAAGACGUACUUCUGGAAGAUCUUGGUGAUACCGACCAGCUACCGGAGGCUCUCCUUGCCACGAAGCGAAAUCGUGUCCGCACCAACAAUAAGGAGGCUCUGCAACGCGUGCUUGCAGAGUUCCGUCUCAGUGGAGAGGACAAGGACAAGCUGCCAUGGGUGGAGACGAUGGACAUUACUUGGGAUCAGGACGUACGCGAACAGGUUGGAGAAAAUGUGGAGGACGACCUCAAGCGCGAAGUGGUAUUCUACAAACAAUCACUGUAUGCCGCUGUCGAGGCCCGCAAACGAGCGACAGCAGCAGGCAUGCCUUUUACCCGCCCGGCCGACUUUUUCGCCGAGAUGGUUAAGACGGACGAGCACAUGGAGAGAGUCAGGCAGAAGCUUCUCGACGAGCGUGCCGGGAUCAAGGCUAGUGAAGAGGCUAAGAAGCAACGCGAGCUCAAGAAAUUCGGCAAGAAGGUGCAGGUCGAAAAGUUACUUGAGCGUCAAAAGCGAAAGAAGGAGCUGGCUGAUAAGGUCAAAGGCCUCAGACAACGGCAUGGCGGGGGAGGAGAUGAUAAUGACGGCUUCGAUAUUCAAUUGGAGGAUACGCUUGGCGAGUCUACUUCGGCCAAAUCGCCUAAGGACCGUCGAAAACUUGGAAAAGGCAAAGACGGGAGAGCGAAGAUGCCGCGAACUGCGCGUGAUGCAAAGUAUGGAUUCGGAGGCAAGAAGAGGUACUCCAAGGAGAAUACGGCGGCAAGCACGAACGACUUUGACGGUGGCCCCGCAAAGAAGCGGCGCAUCUCUGGAACAGCUGGAUUCCGCAAACCUGCAGCCAAAAAGUCUAGACCGGGCAAGUCUAAGCGCGCCGGAGGCGCAAGGCGCUGAUCCUGUAGCAUAGAUUCACAUUCAUUCAUCACUAGGAU
This is a messenger RNA of Tilletiaria anomala UBC 951, 1590 nucleotides long. Its product is annotated as Ebp2-domain-containing protein. Gene Ontology annotation, biological process: ribosomal large subunit biogenesis; rRNA processing. The coding region runs from base 125 to 1552 and encodes 475 amino acids. The transcript is spliced from 4 exons. Gene Ontology annotation, cellular component: preribosome, large subunit precursor; nuclear periphery; nucleolus. The record is from RefSeq and is a predicted model, not a curated record. Lineage: Eukaryota; Fungi; Basidiomycota; Exobasidiomycetes; Georgefischeriales; Tilletiariaceae.